Messenger RNA from Lates calcarifer (barramundi perch), 2493 nucleotides. Its product is annotated as adaptin ear-binding coat-associated protein 1. The transcript is spliced from 7 exons. Lineage: Eukaryota; Metazoa; Chordata; Actinopteri; Centropomidae. Bases 116 to 874 code for a protein of 252 amino acids. Gene Ontology annotation, biological process: endocytosis. The record is from RefSeq and is a predicted model, not a curated record. Gene Ontology annotation, cellular component: clathrin vesicle coat; membrane.
UCGCCAGUUUGUGCGCAAAUACACUGUCUAUUACGGUCACGUAGCCGUUAACGCCGCACGGACACACCACUCACCGUCACCACCGCCGGCGUACACCGAUUGAGUAAAAGUCAAGAUGGCGACCGAGGGUCAGUUCGAAUACGAAUCGGUCCUCUGUGUCAAACCUGAAGUCAACGUUUACCGAAUCCCACCGAGAGCAUCCAACCGGGCUAUCAGGGCGGCCGAUUGGAAGCUGGAUGCUCCAGACUGGACAGGACGCAUGCGUGUGACGGCCCGAGGCAAAGUGGCCUACGUGAAAUUGGAAGACAAAAUCUCUGGGGAAUUGUUUGCCCAGGCACCAGUGGAGGAGUACCCUGGCAUCGCAGUGGAAACAGUUAGUGACUCCAGCCGUUACUUUGUUCUCCGCAUCCAGGAUGACAACGGCCGCAGUGCGUUCAUAGGCAUUGGAUUUGGAGACCGAGGCGAUGCCUUUGACUUCAAUGUUGCACUUCAGGACCACUUUAAGUGGGUCAAACAGGAAAAUGAAUUUACAAAGCAGGCGCAGGCACCAGACUCUACUCCGAAACUGGACCUGGGCUUCAAAGAAGGACAGACCAUUACUCUCAAUAUUGGGCAAUCGAAGAAGAAGGACAGGUCUCGUCCACAGAGUUCAGGUGGCAUUGGGCUCCUUCCACCUCCUCCUGGGGGCAAGCUAGCACCACCCCCUUCAUCCAGAUCUACUAAUCAUAAUACACAACCAUCUGCAGGAGGGAGUGACACUGGUUGUUUGCUAGACCUGGACUCCAGUAACUCCAACUCAGUAGCUCCAUCCAACCCCACCACCACAACCAGCUCUGACCUGUGGGGAGACUUUGACUCUGUAUCUCCGAAGUGAGGAGAGAUUCACUCUGUUUUCUCCCUUGUAUCUCUCUGUAUAUUUAUGCAGCACUUUUUUGCGACUUUGUUUUCCCCUAUAUGGGGUCCCGUAUCUCUCCCUGCCAAGCAGGGUAACCCCCUGUUCUAGUUUGUUUGUACUUUAGUUCAAUUUCUCAUGGCCUUUGUUCUGAUUUUAGAUCAAGAUACACCCAGACCUCAAAGCACAGUCUUAGAACUACUGGCCAUCACCACCAUCAUCUGUUGUCUAUCUUGGGGCUCUUCUAUCGUCUCUUUUUCUGUGUAUCCAGCUCUCUAGUUUCCUUUUCCCUGUUUGAAUUCUGCCUUUGCCCUUUCCCUCCCCCUUACAGUGUUUUAUUUGCUAAUUUCUAUUGUAGAGUAUACAUAAUAGAAAUAUGAUCAAGGGAGACAUAAUUAGAAACAUCGGUUUGUGAAAACUACUAAAAUAUAAUAAUGAAUGAAUUUUAUUCACAGAGAAUAUUUAUUUUAAAUGUAUAUAUUGUCAGUAGUUUGUAAGUAUCGCCAUUGGUGUCGUCACCUGUAUGUACUGUAGCUUAUUUUUCUUCAAGUCUCCAGCAGUGGGACUGACUAUAUGCACUGACUGACAGUCUAGUCUGUCUUUAUAGUUAGCAAUGCAUAGUCUGAAUUAAACGCAGGGAUUGUCUAAUAAUAGAUUUAGAUCAUUGCAAAGUUUACCACACAAUGAUUUUACUUGAAAGAAACCUGUAAAGCUGUAACUGAUGUACAGAGUACAGAGUCGCUCUCUAGCACUCUCUGGUGGGCUCUUAUAGCUCGAAAGCAUCAUUUUGGAAGAGGAGAUGUCAAAUUUAGAUGCAGCUGUUGAUCACAUAUUUCACUGGGGAUGGGUCCUGGGGCAUUGCGUGAAUUGUUUUAACUGUAAAUCAGUGCAAAGAGGCAGGGAAGUAGGAAUCUUGGAUGCGAUAGGGUCUUAGCAAAGGAAAGUGAGGCAUCAAGUGCUUUUUAUCUUUGCCUCAAGGGGAAAUAGAGAUGAUUUAGUCCGUGUUAUGUCAUCUCUACUCAGCACAGCUGCUAAAGCUGUGACUGGUGAGUCAUUUAGGUCAUGACCUCUUUCCUCCUCAAUGAAUAGGUCUGUGUUUCUGCACCGCCCCGUCAGUCUGGGAAGGGCUUCGUCUCCUUAAAUCUUUAUGAGAAGGUGAGCAGGUUGUAAAACCUCCACCCACAGCAUGUUGUACUGUACAAACAAGUUUUAACUGUGAACUUCAAUUCCAUGUUAAGAUCUAAUGUUUUAAUGGUAUUCUGAUGCAGACAAAUGCAACGUGGGACCAAGUUAGUCUGUGUUUGAUGCAGUGUUUUGUCGUGAUAUUGUCAUGUACCAACAGAUACGGAUCAUGUUACGCUGAUAUCACCUGCAUGUGUGUGUGCGCCGACAAGUGGUGUGAUGAUGGAUCUUGAUCAGAACACACACAGAGAUUGUGUGAGUGUAAAGCCCUAACAAUGUUCGUCAGUGUUUGUUUACUGUUCAAGUUAUAUGCAUUUCUCCCAAAUGUUACUUGUUAUUCAAACUGUAUAUGUCUAUGGAAAUGUAUAUGGAAUUGAAUAUGCAAAGAAAAACAUAAAGAUAUCUCUUAAUGACCAUAA